AUGAUAGCUGCUGCUCUUCUUCUGGCUGCAGUGGCCCCUGUCCUGGCAGCCCCAAACACCGACGCAGUGUCUGUUUGCCAGCACCUACACACGGUUUACCCCCAGUACACCGUCUGGGACCCCACAGGCACCUACGCAACUGAAACAUUCUGGAAUCAGUCUUACUACAACAAUGCAGUCAAGGAAUACUGGAACGGCGUGAACGCUGACAACCGUCCGGCCUGCGCCUUCUUCCCUGCAAACGCGCAACAUGUCUCCGUCGCAGUUCAGCAGCUGAACAAAUAUCCCACUGCACCCUUUGCAUUGAAAGGAGGCGGUCACAAUUUCAAUGUGGGGCUCUCAAGUACCAACGGGGGCGUCCUUAUCUCGUUCAAUGAGAACCUGUCCUCAACCACCCGCAACUCAGACGGCCAGACUUUCGACGUCGGGCCUGGAGCCCGAUGGGGCGAUGUCUACGCUGUCACGGAGAAGACGAACCAGGUCGUCGUAGGAGGCCGAUUGGCUAAUAUCGGCGUAGCAGGGUUUACGAUUGGGGGAGGAUUGUCAUACUACUCAGCUCAAUAUGGCCUAUCCUGCGACAACGUGGUCAACUUCGAAGUAGUCUUAGCAAACGGCACCAUCGUCAACGCGAACAGCACCUCUAAUCCAGACCUCUGGUGGGCCUUGCGCGGCGGCGGCAACCGCUAUGGCAUAGUUACCAAGUUCACAUACCAGGGUCACCCACUCGGCGACAACGGGCAAGUCUGGGGCGGCAUUCGCUUUUACAGCGCCGACAAACGCCAGCAAAUCUUCGAAGCUCUCUCCAACUUCACAAGUGAAUACCCGGACGCCAAAGCCGCCGUCAUCCCAACAUUCGACUUUGGCUUGCCCGGAGCGAUAGUCUCCAACCCAGCCGUUUUCUUCUUCUACGAUGGAGCGAAGCCCAGCACUAACGCCUUCGUCGGUCUCGACAACAUCGAAGCCCUGAUCGACUCUACAAAGACCACCACCUACACCGAUCUAACGAACGAAGCAGGCGGAGCCAAGAUCUACGGCAUCAACGCUGCCAUUCGUGUCAACACAUUCCCCAACAUGCCGUCCCAGCAGAUGACCCAACUGCUUGAAAACCACUGGGCUACCUACCAGUCCAUGAUCAAGAACGAUUCCUCCAAGAACUUGGACAUCCAGAUCGGCACAUUUACCCCGCAACCGCUGUCAGUGCGCAUUGCUCGUGCUUCCAACAAGGCCGGCGGUAAUGCUCUCGGCCUGGACCCUGCGAACGGUGAUCGUGUCUGGAUUGAGAAUGACUUGAUCUGGGUUAAUCCGGUUUGUAAUGAUGCUUGUCCGGAGUAUCUGCGCCAGGUGGGUGAUACUGUGAAGGAGGCAUUUAAUAACACGCUGUUGGGAACUAAGCCGACGAAUUAUCAAUCGGGUGAUGUGGAUUGGAUCUCCUCUAAUCCUCUCUUCAUGAACGAUGCCGCCGACUACCAAGACGUAUAUGGCAGUUAUGGACCAACGAACGAGGCGCGACUGGCGAGUAUUGCCAAGGCGUAUGACCCGACUGGGUUCAUGUUCCGUCAGGGCGGAUGGUCCUUUUAA
Aspergillus welwitschiae is the source of this 1578-nucleotide messenger RNA. Its product is annotated as FAD-binding oxidoreductase. NCBI's taxonomy places the organism in Eukaryota, Fungi, Ascomycota, Eurotiomycetes, Eurotiales, Aspergillaceae. Bases 1 to 1578 code for a protein of 525 amino acids. The record is from RefSeq and is a predicted model, not a curated record. Gene Ontology annotation, molecular function: FAD binding. The transcript is spliced from 3 exons.